Entrophospora sp. SA101 is the source of this 417-nucleotide messenger RNA. The record is from the annotation of a GenBank genome assembly. NCBI's taxonomy places the organism in Eukaryota, Fungi, Glomeromycota, Glomeromycetes, Entrophosporales, Entrophosporaceae.
AUGGACAAUUUUAUUCCUGGACAGAUAUUCACAACUUCUGCAAGUUUGGUUGAUAGUGUCGAUCGAAAAUUAUUGGUAGUGCUUCGUGAUGGUCGUAAGUUAAUUGGGGUACUUAGAUCAUUUGACCAAUUUGCAAACUUGGUAUUACAAGAUACAAUAGAAAGGAUUUAUGUAGGAGAUGCUUAUGGAGACAUCCCAAGAGGAAUUUUUAUAAUUAGAGGAGAAAAUGUCGUAUUGUUAGGAGAAAUUGAUCUUGACAAAGAAGAUGAACUACCACUUAGACAAGUUCCGGUAGAUGAGAUUUUAUUAGCACAAAGAGAAGAGAUUGAAGUAAGACAAAAAAGGGAGAAACUUAAAAAUAAAUUAUUACAUGAUCAAGGGUUUAGUGUAGAUUUUACAGAAACUGAUUUAUAUUGA